AUGAUGGGAUACGGGGGUCAACCCUUUCAUCCCCAGCAGUCACAGCAGCACCAACAGCAACAGCAACACCAGCAACAUCAGCAAUCCCAACAAACACAUCCUUCAUCCCAACCGCAACAUCCCCUCGGCUCCCAGCGCCAACAGACCCCAUCGUUAGGCGCAACCCCGAACCUAUCACAACAUGGAUCUCCAUACGCAGGCAAUAAAACUCUCUUCCGACCUCCUCCCCAGCAGAAUUAUACCACCGCCCAGUCUCCCGAUAUGCGCAAGAUGGCCCCAACGUCGGGCCCACUCGCGGGGUAUCCCCCAACGACCAGCUUUGCGCAAUUCCCCGGACACUUCGCCCCGCAAGGUUCUCCAGAUCUGAUGGGGAGGAAUCAAGAUCCAAUGGCGUUGCACAACAUGCAGAAUAUGCAACGCGGUUAUAGUCUAGCUCAUCUACGCCAACCGCCGGGGAUGAGUCCUUCCGCGGCAAUUUCGCAUGGCCAAGGUAUGGGCGUCUCGUCUCCUCAGCAGUCCAUGAACCGUCUGCCUCACUCAGGUGUUCAGCAACGAGAGAACCACCCUUCUGCCAGUCCAUCCAUGGCUAGUCCUUCUAUGUUUGCCAUCAACCAGCAGCGACAAUCGCAUUCCCAACCACAGUCGCCCCAACAAACGCAACAGCAAAUACAGCAAAGACAACAACAGCAAUACCAGCAACAGAAGCAGCUCCAGCAACAGCAGCAGCAGAUGAUUGAGCAGCAACAGCGCCAUGAGCAGCAGCAACGUAUCGAGCAACAACGGCUCGAACAGCAACGCCAGGAACAGCAGCGCCUAGAGCAACAACAACGAGCGGAGCAGCAACGGAUAGAACAACAGCGGGCGGAACGACGUGCUGAGCAACAGCGACAGGAGCAACAAAAGCGCCUUGAGAAGCAGAGACUGGAACAACAGCAGCUGGAACGAAAAAAGCAGGAGCAGCUGGAGAAAGAGCGUGUAGAAAAGGAGCGCGCGGCGGAGCAACAGAGGUUGGAACAACAACGACUGGAGCGGCAACGUUUGGAACAACAGCGGCUCGAUCAACAAAACGCAGAGCAGCAGAAGCAGCAACUUGAGCAACAAAGGUUACAAAAGCUUCAGCAGCAACAAGCCCAACAUUCCUACCAGCACCAAAACUCCUUUCAAUCGCAUCCGCAAGGCCAAUUCAACCAAUAUCAACCGCCCCAGUCACGGUAUCAGUUCCAACCUCAAGGUCAAGCCCAAGCCCAAGCUCAAGCCCAAGCUCAAUACACCCAAUCCCCGCAACAGUCCCGACAAUCUCAAUUCACCCCGACUCAGUUCCAGCACUAUCAACCGCCAUCUCAACCAGUUCAGCCGUCCCAGCCACAAAUCGAUCAAUCAACGGGCUCCUUCAUGCCUCCACCCCGCCAGCCUGUUCAAGGAAAUGUCAUCUCUCAGUCCGAGUCGCAUGUCAAAUCUGAGCCGCAAAGCCCUGCGCCGAAAAAGAAGUCGAAACCCCGUCAUUCUACGGUCAACAAGUCCCAAGCUGCAUAUCAGCAUUCGUUUCAGGCGGUGCCUUCUAUUCCAGCUACUGCCCCUCCCCCCCGCUUCCCUUUACAACAAAAUGGCCAUGUCCAAUUAACUCCGGUCGCGGGCACGAACGGGGAGGUACCGCAAACCCCGACACGCCGCAAACGAGGUCGGCCUCGAAAAGAAGAAGUUGCGGCAAGAAAUGCAGCCGCGGCAGCGCACGCGGCAGCUACUGGCCAGCCCCUCCCAGCCUCACAUCCCGGACAGGCCUCGUUUGGCCCCAAUAUGACGCCCGUAGCGCUCAUACCGGGAACGAGCACCCCACAACGAACCAUAAUGGGCCCGGAUGGAACCCCAUUGCCCCUCAAAAGGAAACGUGGACGGCCACGUAAGGCCGAUCAAAUUGCCUGGGCUCAGGCUACCGGACAGCCUUUGCCGCCGCCAAAACCGAAGAAGCCAUAUGUUCCCAAGCCUGGAACGGGCCGACCUCGUGGGAGACCUCGAAAAGCUGAUGUUGCUGCAGCUGCAGCUGCGGCCGCCGCCGCCGCCGGUGGCACAGCAAAUGGCGAUCAGGCACAAGGAGACAAACCAAGCUUACCGGCUCACACGUCAGAUACAAACGCAGCCCAGAAGCGAGCCGCUCUAGUAAAGGACGAUGCCCACAAACAUACUGGUGCGACACCACCUUACCCCCAGCAGGGCCAACACCAUAUGUCAAUGCCAGGCCAACCCCAGCUGCAAGGCCAACAGCCAUUGCAACAGCAACAGCAGCAGCAACAGCACCAGUCAAUGUCCUCACAAAGCCAAUCCCACCCGCAUUCUGGUCUGUCGGCACACUCGGGCUUGCCCUUCAUUUCGCCACAGACACAAGGCAUGUCUCUUCCACAACAUGCGCAGCAGCAACUGCAACAGCAACCUGGCCAGCAACACAUGGGACAGCAAGGGCAGCACAUGCAGCAGCAGAGUCAGCACCACGCAUCAAGCCAGCAGGUCCUUCCACAGCCAGGCCAGCCGCUAAUGCCGCACCUACAAAUGCAUCAGCAGCCACCCAUCAAUGCUUCACGGCCAACACCCCCUCAGCAAUACAUGCAAAUGCCGCCUAUGCACAGUCUGCAGCACCCGUCUAUACAGGCCCACCAAACUGCCCAAGCCCCGGUUCAAGCACAGCCACAAGGCCGAUCUCCCAAUCAGCAACAGCCGCACUCCCAAUCGCAAUCACCGGCCCCGCCUAGACCUGCCCCGCAAUACCAGCAUCAACAUACCUUCCAGGUCCAGCUGCAGCCACAACCAACAUAA
Penicillium cosmopolitanum is the source of this 2805-nucleotide messenger RNA. RefSeq lists its product as uncharacterized. Gene Ontology annotation, molecular function: DNA binding. The record is from RefSeq and is a predicted model, not a curated record. The transcript has 2 exons. Bases 1 to 2805 code for a protein of 934 amino acids. Lineage: Eukaryota; Fungi; Ascomycota; Eurotiomycetes; Eurotiales; Aspergillaceae.